AUGGCUCCCGGCAAUGCCUCCACCGCGGCCACUCUCGGCGACUACCUUGCGCAAUACCCUGCCAUUAAAUACUACAUGCCUGACUCGCCCGACUUUGCUGCUACCAAGGCCUCCUUCAUCUCGAAGCCGGCCACCCAGCCCUUUGCCAUUGCGCGGCCCCAGUCCGCCGCGGACGUCCAGGCACUCAUCCGCUUCUGUGUCGACAACGAUGUCGACUUUGUCGUGCGGGUCGGCGGCCACGACACGGCAGGGCGGACCCAGGUCCAUGGCGUGCUGACAAUUGAUUUGCGUGACCUCAACUCGGUCGUGGUCGACGAGGCGUCGAAGACAGUCAAGGUUGGUGGCGGCGCCCUCCUACGUGAUGUGUCCAGAGAGCUGGGGAAGUUUGGACUCGCCACGCCUGUUGGCACCGUUGGAAGUGUCGGCUACGCGGGCUGGGCCACGCUGGGCGGCUACGGUCCCUUCGCGCCCAAGCACGGCCCCGGCGUCGACCAGAUCCUGAGUGUCCGGCUGGUCAAUCCCGCCGGCGAGCUGGUCGAGCUGCAGGGCGACGACGAACUGCUUACGGGCCUGCGUGGUGGCGGCGGCAUCUUUGGUGUGAUUGUCGAGACGACGGCCAAGGCAUUCCCCCUCAAGGAGAUUGUGGCCGGCAUGGUGGUGUCCGACCCGAGCGACCUGCCGGGUGCCUGGACAGCAUUCUCGGCUGCCUACCAGGGCUGGCGCGAGUCGGGCGAGCUGCCUGCCGAGCUGUACCUGCAGCCCUUUGGCGUGUCCUUCCCGGGCGUCGGCCACGUCUUUGCGCUCGGCGUGACAUGGAUUGGCGAAGACCAUGACGCCGCGAACCAGUGGGUCGACAAGGUCGCGGGCUCGCUUGGCAAGCCCCCCAUUGUCAAGCAGGCGGCGCCGACAUCGGUUUAUCAGUUCAUCGAGAACAACGAGAAGAACCUGACGUACGGCGUCUAUGGCCGCGUGUUCCCACUGAACUUUAAAAAGUACACGCCCGCGAUGGCCGCCGUGUUCGCCAAGUACAACGCCAGCCUGCCGACGUCCGACAGCGCCAUUUCCAUUCAUGCGCUGCGCACACCGCCCGCCAACGAGGCCUCCGUUUUUGGCGCCCGCGAGGACCACGCAAUGCUCGAGGUCAUUGCGGUGGCCAAGGACGCGGCCGACGAACAGAAGGCGGCCGAGUGGGCCAAGGCCUUCGUCCGGGACCUGCGCGCAGCCGGUCCAGACAACGUCCUGGAGAGCACGUAUGUGUCGCUGGGCGGUGACGACGACUCGGACAACAAGAAGAUCUAUGGGUCGCAGCACGACCGGCUGGUGGCGUUGAAGAAUAAGUACGAUCCAAAGAACGUUUUUAAGCAUGCCAUUCCCAAGCUUGCGUCGUAUUGA
Sporothrix brasiliensis 5110 is the source of this 1392-nucleotide messenger RNA. RefSeq lists its product as uncharacterized. The record is from RefSeq and is a predicted model, not a curated record. The coding region runs from base 1 to 1392 and encodes 463 amino acids. The transcript has a single exon. Gene Ontology annotation, molecular function: oxidoreductase activity; FAD binding. NCBI's taxonomy places the organism in Eukaryota, Fungi, Ascomycota, Sordariomycetes, Ophiostomatales, Ophiostomataceae.